GUUUUCCGAGACACAGUGACUUGUCGUGCAAAGUUCCAUCAUCACUGUGUGCGCGGACUGUGCCCAGUCGAAAGUCGCGAAGACUCCCAGCGGCCAAACGAUCGCAUUUGAUUCUCAAACACCAGUGAUCCAGGGCAUUAUGGAUAUCAAUGCCAAUAAUGAGACUGCGUCUCUGGCCGCAUCGAGUGGCCACCCUGCACGAGCAAUCAAGAAACGGAAGCUGGAAAGCGUAGAGACUGUCCAAAUCGCGAAACGUAUGCGGAAAUACAAGGCCGGUCGCCUCGCUCUCCUUCUCUCAAUCCCGAUGGAUGUUAUCUUUGAGAUUUUCGGCCAUCUCCAUCCUCACGAUCUGCUGCGCUUAGCUCGGACAUCUAGAGAAUUGCGAGGCAUACUCAUGCACAGGAGCUCCGUUACGGUAUGGCGCGCCGCCAUUAGCAAUGUUCCAGGUCUCCCCGGACCACGUCCAGGGAUGAAUGAGCCUCAGUGGACUGAUUUUGUCUUCAAUACGACCUGUCAGGUCUGCUCAAAAGUGGCUCGCAAGAUUGAUUGGGCCCUCUUUGUCCGUAUAUGUUCCAAAUGUGCCGGGCCAACGCAGGCAUUGGGCAUGCGUGUAUCUGGUUUGGGUUGUUUCCCCAAAACGGAUGUACUCCUUCAAGAUGUAGCCCCAUCUCGCCGUGAUUAUACUCGGCAUGCGAACCUCGUUUUCUUUCGCCCUUAUAUCAUGGAUAUUGUGACACGGUACUUGGCUUUGGAAACCGAGGAAGCCAAGGAGGCCUUCAUCAGCGAACAGACCCAGCUUGUCAAGGACUUGAAGCAGCACUCGAUUUUGUGUGAAGCAUGGUCUCGGGGGAUAGCCGACAACCGGUCGCAAGAGCUGACCGCGCGCAAGGACCACCGCUACAAUGCCAUCGUCGAUCGGCUCACCGCUUUGGGUUGGGGCUUUGAGAUUACAAGCCUCGAGUCUCGUGACGAUUUGAGAACGCAUAAACUUGUGAAAGGUACAAAUCCACUGACCGACCGCGGAUGGCUUAGCAUCAAGGUGGAGCUCGUGCAGUACAUGGAAGCCAUGAAGACAAAGCGAAUCGCAAAAGAGCGUGCUGCUCUCAUUCUCGUUCGUAAAGGCGUCGCGAACAAUGUGCUACGCAACUACAAGCGAUCGCAACUACCCUGGACUGAGGUCAUGCCUAGUGCUGGAGACUUUCAUCGUUUAACCCAAAUCGAAGACAUCCUCAAUCACCCGACCGAGAUCGGCGUUGAUGAAAAAUCCUUUGACGUUUUGCUGCCCGAGUUUCCUGCAAUGUUUGCGACCUGGCGGGAGCGAUUAGAAACCGAGAUGGUGGCUCUCUUUCGGAAACGGAAUCGGACUGACUCGAGCAGCAAAAGUGACCAAGAAGUUUCGGAUACACUGAGGCUUGCAACAACAGUUUUCCACUGCAAUUCCUGCGGCAGUGGCUCAGCACUCCCACUCUUCUGGCCCCGUGUUCUCGGCCAUCGCUGUCUGACGGGCUCAUCUCUGUCCAGUAUGCCCUACUUCCUCUCGCUGCUGUCAAACGGCCUGUCCGAUGAUCGCACGCUGUGGCACACAUCGUCGCUCAUGAUGCAUAAACGCGCGCCCUCUGUCAUUCGACUGUUGGUCGCUCUGUGCGGAAAGGAUCCCGACGUGACUACUGUGGAAGAGAUGGACGCUUCCUCUGCUAGAUUCGCUUGUCAUCAUUGUGCCCUUAGAAAGGUCGCAGACGUAGAUCCCAGCGCCGAAGCAGGCCCCAGCAGCAGACCCGGCCAGAAGCAGAUUGUGUUAGGUCCUUCGGCGCAGACGGUGGCGCCCAGUUCGCACUCCAUCGCAGAAGUACGGGCGUUCGACUGGCGCAAUGCGCUGAAACAUGACCUGAAAGAACACAGUGCAUUCGAAGGCGCAUGGUACCGAUUGGAUGACGCUGAUUCUGCCGUCGCUCGCAGUCUCGAGGUCGAAGUCACCGAGCUGGCUGUGAUUACCAUUGAUGGAACAGAUCCGAGCGAGACGGAAUCGAUUGCUACUGUGUCACAGCUGCCUCGGUCACUCUGGUGCUGCGCACAUUGCAUUGAUGUCAACGGGAUCCCAGAGUCGCGAACGAUGGAGGAGACGGAAUUGACGUAUCACCUAACUCAAGAACACGACAUCACUCAUGAUCUUGUGUUGAACGAGGACUACUACUGCAAUCUGGCUUGUCCGGAGGUGCCUGGUAUCGACAACCAACGACCGAGGCUUCGAAUCACCAUGCCUCCUGGACCGCCGACUCGUGCUCUUCAGUCGUGGGAGCGGUGCGACAUCGAUCCAGGGUUGUUUUGGCCCAGCUUCCUCGACACGUUCUACUCCGAUGAUGAAGCAGAGAUGAUGCGAGACAUUUACGGGAGCGACUGGGACGAAGACGAAGACGACUUCUACUUUUGAAAGACCGUCAAAACCCAGUAAAAAGCUGUAAGAUACGUCCAUUAAGUAAUCGGCUACUACAUUAUAAUACAAUCCUUGUCCUUGCCUCCUUUAGCCGGGCUGUCGUCUGGGCCGCGCUGCAGCAUGCCCCCUGGCCCAACAGGCGAUGUCAACGGGGUGUUCGGUGUCUUAAGCCGCUGGAUCGCUCGCUUGUCCCCCAGCUCCGCUGCCCGCUUGAAGUAGCUCAUCGAUUCGCGCGGAUUCGGCUGCGUUCCAAUGCCGACCUCCAGAAAGUAACCGCAAGCAUACAUCGCCUUGGCCAGGCCCGCGUCCGCAGCUUUCUGUGCCCAGAGAAAAGCCUCCGUAUCCGACUGCGGAAGCACACCAGGCGAUCCCACAAGAUACCACGCCGUCAGUGCAAAGCAGGCGUCCCGAUGGUUUUGUUGGGCAGCGAUGUUCUGCGGCGUUAGUGAGAAUGAGAAAAGGAGUCCUGUUUCAAAACCGACAACGCACGUAGUAGUGAAUCGACAAAGCCG
This is a messenger RNA of Mycena citricolor, 2943 nucleotides long. The record is from the annotation of a GenBank genome assembly. NCBI's taxonomy places the organism in Eukaryota, Fungi, Basidiomycota, Agaricomycetes, Agaricales, Mycenaceae.